GAGAGGAGAUCGAGCGUGAUGUUGGAGGUCGCCUGAUGAUCCACGACAUAAGCUUCGUUUCAUUACGUCCUCGGUUGUGUCACGAUGGUCGCACAUGCGUUCCUGUUCGCGUCCUUCCUGAAGCCAGUUCGAACUUCGAUGAUAGGCGUACGGGGAAUUGUACUCCUCGAGGAAUCAUGGCCCCACAGGGUCAUAGGAAAGUGAAGGCCAACGUGCCAUCAUUCGAAAAAACCAGUCACACACAUUUGUGUCGCAAAAAUGGUACAUAAUGACAAACGCUUGGGAAUUAUGGACAAUAUGCUGGAGUGCAGGCACCAACAAAAUGAGAGGAAUGCUCAAAGAAACGUCAUGACGAGCA
This is a messenger RNA of Somion occarium, 358 nucleotides long. The record is from the annotation of a GenBank genome assembly. Lineage: Eukaryota; Fungi; Basidiomycota; Agaricomycetes; Polyporales; Cerrenaceae.